AAGCCGCUUCCUGGUUCUCAGAAAGAAGGAGCCUGGAGUUGGAGUGGACCAGCGGAGGCAGCACACACACAGGGGGGGAAGCACCGCGGAGAGCCGGAGGUCUGCAGGGAAGACCCGCAACACGACAAACGCUGACCCACGAAAUAUUAAAAACCUCCCAGGUGUCGAGCUGAGGACGACAAGAGCGGUUCCCCCCGGUAGAAAAGAAAAGAGCCGGGAGGAUAAAAAAGAAUAAGUAGAAGAAGUCGGCAGGGUGGGACGGGAUAAUCCAGGAAGUGUGGAGGCCGGUCAGGUGGGAGGCGACAAGUCUGAACAGGUGACACACCGGCACUCAGGUGUAUGACCUCUGCUGACCUCCAAGCAAAGGACCAAAGGGAAGGGGGAAGAGCAAGAGGCCGAAGACAGCAGGCACCCAUCUUCUCCUGGGUUUAUGGACCGGAGGUGGCGAUGUCUCCAGGAGAGGACGGCUUGAUUGGGAUCCCCUUCCCGGAGCACAGCAACGAGCUCCUGUCCCACCUCAAUGACCAGAGGAGGACAGGACUCCUGUGUGACCUCACCCUGACGUCCCGCGGGGCACGCUACCCAACUCAUCGCUCUGUCAUGGCCGCCGUCAGUCUCUACUUCCGCCGGCUGUUCGGGGGAGAGGAGGGAGGCGGUGAGGGCGGAGGUGGUUUCAGUGUGUGUCAGCUGGACUGCGUGGCCCCCGACGCCCUGGACGCCCUGCUGGAGUUCGCCUACACCGCCACGCUGACCAUCCCCGGCUCUGGGAUGAGAGACGUGCUGCGAGGGGCUCAGCUUCUGGGCAUCCAGUGUGUGGCUGAUGCCUGCAGAGACAUCCUGGGGGAGAAGGCAGAGGGGGAGCCGGAGGAAGAGCCGAGAGCCCAACACACAGCCACAGAGAGGAUUGCAGUGGGGGGCAUCGGAGUGGAAAGAGGGUCCCGAAGAAAAACGGACAGAAAGAAGAUGAAAAGAAUUGGGUCGAAUCACAUCAACUCGUCGUUUCUGAACCCACCCCCUGCUUCUCCCGUCUCACACCCUUCGCCUGCAUCCGACAGCUUCCGCUCCCUGCCGUCGACCGGGCCUCCUAGCCCCGAACACAGGCAGAAUGGAGAUCCAAGGGCCAUCAGAAGGCCAGGCAGAGGGCCCGCAAUAAAUGGAGGACCCCCUCCCUGGCUGCAUGAGCGCCCCCAUAUAGCCAACCAACCUCCUGUCCCGCCUUUGAGUGACAAGCUGUCAGAGGAGGAGGACAUGGAGAGUUUUGGCGAUGAUGGUAAGCUGAUGGAGAGCACCUCAGUACCUACCUCUAUAGCUGAUCAAGGAGCAGGGGCGACGGCAGGGGGAGCAGGGAGGAAGAGGAAGUCUCAAACGCCUCAGCAGUGUCCCGUCUGUCAGAAGAUCAUCCAUGGAGCAGGAAAACUGCCCCGACACAUGAGGACACACACCGGGGAGAAGCCCUUCCAGUGCUCGGCCUGUGGAGUCCGUUUCACACGGAAUGAUAAGUUGAAGAUCCACAUGAGGAAACACACAGGUGAGCGUCCUUACCCCUGCCCGCACUGCCCCGCCCGGUUUCUCCACUCAUACGACCUCAAAAACCACCUGUCCCUCCACAGCGGGGCGAGACCCUUCGAGUGCCCGCUUUGCCACAAGGCCUUCGCCCGAGAGGAUCAUCUCCAGCGUCACCGCAAGGGCCACAGCUGCCUGGAGCUGCGCACACGCCGACCCAGACGAGGGGAAGAGCCUGGGGAGGAUGAGGGAGGGGAAGCAGGCGGGAGGGAGCAGGUCAACCCUCUGGAGGCUCUACAGGCCCACUCCUCUGCAUUCCCCCAUCACAGUUUGCUGGAUGCUGGGAGUGGGUCCGGGGCCGGCCCCCAGCUGAUGUUUGCAGGUGACGCCGGGAGGGAGCGGGCUCUCGCCCUUCAGGCUUUGGCUCACCUCGGGCCCCACAGGCUGGCCGGCUUCCCCGAGCUCUUCCUGAGGAGUCUGGAGCUGCAAGUGGGCAGAGAGGCGGAGGGAGAAGAUCCAGGAGGAACCCCCUCACCCGCCGCACAGCGCGACCGAUGGGCUGACGAAGUUGAAGAGGAAAUUGGAGAAGAGGAAGCGGAAGAAGAAGAAUAGGGAAAAGAAAGCGUGUGCGUGUGUGUGUGUGUGUGUGUGUGUGUGUGUGUGCGUGUGUGUGCGUGUGUGUGUGUGUGUUUGUGGUAAAGCAUCCACAGUAAAACAAAUCUCACUCAGGUGAUUGGACUAAUGACCUGCUGCUCCGAUAUAGAGAGCACUUAAAUAAUAACAACUAAAUGAUGUUAAAAUUAAAAAAAAUGGAAAACGGGUUUUCUUAGUUAUUUUUAAUUGUUUCUCUUCUGGCUCUUGGCAUUUUUAUUUUCAUUUGUCUUCUUCUUUAUGUGUUUCACUUUGAUUCUAUUUUUCUAGCUGAACAUGCCUCUGCUGCGUGCGGUGACUGGGAUGCUUUUCACUAUGCAAACUAAAAUCAAGGGAUAUUUAAAGAUGUUUAUUUUAGUUACAAUAUAAAUGUAUUGAUUCAGGUGCAAUUCAGAAGUCACGUCACCUAGAGAUCACGAGUUUGUAUGCUCACUGUCCUCUGGUGGUAAUCAGUGGAAAUGCAGUCAAAUUAAUCAAACGGUUCGGUACAUUGUAAGCAAUAAUUUUCGGUCUGUCUUUUCUUGUUUGUGGUAAUCUAUGCUUUGAUUUGAUUUGGUGCUUGAACCAAAGAUUUUUAGUUGAACUGUUUUCUUUACAGGAGACAUGUGAAUUGUAGCCAAUGUUGGGUUUGAAGAGAAGACUCUUCCCAACUCUUUUGAAAGCCAUGAGAAAAGAUUUGCUUCCAUGUUUGAGUGUGUCAGAGCCGUAGAGCUCUGUGUUAAAUGCCUGACCAAAAGAGACAAAGUCUGGUUCAAAGAGUUCCUUUUGAUUAUUUUGAAGACGAUUCUUCUUUUUCCAGAGGCCGUGGAUUUCAGUCUUCCAAUGCACUCAUUUGGUUUCCUUGUUGGGGCAAAAAGAAGAUUGAGAUGGCAUUCCCUUUUUCUGUACUUAUUUAUUUAUUGUUAUUUAUUAUGGAUCUUCUGCUGACACUUUUAAGUGAGACCAAAUUCAAGUGUGGCACCCAGAACACAAAGUCUUACAAGAAGAUGCAUUGCGCUUAAGAUUUUGAACCAACAUCUCCAUAUAAUUUAACGCCUUUUUUAUGGGCUGCGUGUCUUCUUUUGGCAAAUCUUCCUCGAAUGCAUUCUUUGCACAUUAAACCCCGUCAGGUACUGCAAUAAUACACAUUCCAUCCUCCGGGGGAGAGAGAGAAGGGAACAGAGGUUCAAACCUUCCAUGUAACUGGAACACAAAAUAACUUUGCUUUUUGACAUUUUGUUGUUUGUGUAACAUGUAUAGUACUGUAUCACAUGUUGACAUGGCAGUUCUUACAGAUCGGCCUCCGCUGUGUGUAAUGGGGCCAUUAUCCUUUGAGUUAAACUAUCUUCGACCAAAAAACCCUUUUUAGUUUCUUCAUGCUUCCCCUGGACCAGUACAUUCAGGCCUUUUUGAAAGGUUUAAUGCAAUCAUUAAUAGCUUUAAGCGACGGAAGUCUUUUUGUUUCCAAUUCUCUCCAUGUAGUCAGAACCUGUGCUGUUCUGGCCUUGUGUGCACUAUCUGCUCCUUGUGGUGUAGUAAAUCAUUUUUUUAUUUCCAGUUUAUUUGCACUAUGAGAUUUAAGAGCUUUAAGCCUGAUUGUCUGACCUACGAUAUCUUGUCCAUUAACUCACUCGAUACCAUUUAAGAUUGUAAUUGAAAUUUUCUUUAAAACCUGCAUACAUUGAAUAUUCUUCCUCCUGCAUAAUAGUACAGAGUUAUAGUCAAUAUAAUAUAUAUUGGGAUAAAGUUGCCUUAGAUAUAAUUUGUUUUGUGCUGCAACUACUCAGGAAAUCUUGAGCAAUGCACUAAGUGAUUAUAUAAAAUGGGAAGACAUUGUCUGGUGCUGCAGGGUGAUUGACACGCUUCAUGUAAAUGUAAGGCCAGUAGUUUCAAAAUGACAUUUUGUAUUAUUUUAUGGUUGAAAACCUAAUUCAUUUAACCUAUUGUGAGAAAAUAAUCGGGAAAUAAUAGCAAUGUCAGUUAACUACUGGCCUUACUGGAACCAGUCCUACUGGAACGGCAGUAUGACGGUUGGUCCUGUUCGUGAAGGGUGUUGGUGCUCCCUUCAUGUGAAUGAAAGAGGGUUAACUGAUGCCAGCUGUGAAGUGUGCGUUUCUAUGUGAGCUGUUUGUUUUCUCGGCUUCGGUGAAGGGACACGGGGUCUUUAUAGAGACCCCGCUAUCAGGGAUACCUUUUUGUCUUUCAGUCUUUAGUGGAACCUUCUCAUAGAUAUUAAUUCAUUUCCCAUCAUUUGUUUCAGUUUAUGUUAAGAAAAUAAAUAAACAUAUCUAAGCUUGA
This is a messenger RNA of Notothenia coriiceps (black rockcod), 4431 nucleotides long. RefSeq names its product NADH dehydrogenase [ubiquinone] flavoprotein 1, mitochondrial-like. Gene Ontology annotation, molecular function: NAD binding; FMN binding; DNA-binding transcription factor activity, RNA polymerase II-specific. The transcript is spliced from 4 exons. The record is from RefSeq and is a predicted model, not a curated record. Bases 340 to 2115 code for a protein of 591 amino acids. Lineage: Eukaryota; Metazoa; Chordata; Actinopteri; Perciformes; Nototheniidae. Gene Ontology annotation, cellular component: respiratory chain complex I. Gene Ontology annotation, biological process: regulation of transcription by RNA polymerase II; mitochondrial electron transport, NADH to ubiquinone; positive regulation of gene expression.